Contarinia nasturtii (swede midge) is the source of this 3293-nucleotide messenger RNA. Its product is annotated as kelch-like ECH-associated protein 1B. Bases 697 to 3261 code for a protein of 854 amino acids. Lineage: Eukaryota; Metazoa; Arthropoda; Insecta; Diptera; Cecidomyiidae. The record is from RefSeq and is a predicted model, not a curated record. The transcript has 6 exons. Gene Ontology annotation, molecular function: protein binding.
UUAUUGUCGUGACUUAUUUGAUUAGGUUGUGACAAGCAGCGUACAUUCAUUGCAUAAAGUAGUGUGUAAACGAAAUUACAAACGAAUUUAAUAUUUAUCAUUUUGACACGUUCAUCAAUAAUUUCAUUCAAACGUUGCGUUCGAACUGAUUUGUGUUGUUUGAAAAUUGAAAUGUUGCCUUAACUGAUUUGAUACAGUACCUUGUGAUUUUAAGUGAGAGUACAUGUGAACUUCUGUAUUAAAAUGGAGUAUAAUUAACUUGUGAAUAUUGUUUUCUUGUUUAAAGUGCAUUCAGAGAUCAGAACUAGUUUCGUUCGAAAUCAGUAAACACAAUAAUAAAAAGAUCAAUCACAAACGUGUGUAUGUGUCUGUGUGUGCGUCUAUGUGUUGAAAUAUGUAUCUCAACAUUAACGUAAAUUAAAGGCGUGCGUAAAGAUUGCCUUCGAAGAGAUAGUUCGUUGAAAAUAAAUGGACUUUGUGUCGAAAGUUAAAGAGAAUUGUGUAAACAGCAAAAAUUAUCCACAAAACGUAAAAUGUCCAAUUGUUGACUGUUAUCAAAACCGGUGAAUGUGUAUUCAAAUUUUAUGCAAACUAAAGCAGAUAAAUCCCACAAAUUACGUCAAUAAUCGACGUUAAAAAUAAAUAGAAACUAGUUUAAAUGUGAAUGGCAUUAACCCGUGGCGAAAAUUUGAAAAAAUGAAUGAAUUGCAAAGUCACCAUGUGUUGUGCAAUAAUGGUAUCGGUCCAAAUGAUGAAUUCCUCGAUUUUGCCGACAAUAAUAAUGGAGCGUAUGGUUCAGCGGAAGGUGCUAAGGAAGACCAAGGUGAUAUGUCAUUUUGUAUGAGCAAUUAUGCGAGAGAAACAAUGAAAAUGAUGUUUAUGAUGCGAUCACAUCACAUGCUCACCGACGUUAUAAUCGAAGUACAACAAGAACUCUUCCAUGCUCAUAAAGUUGUGUUAUCAGCUGCCUCGCCAUAUUUUAAAGCAAUGUUUACGGGCGGUUUAAAGGAAUCGGAAAUGUCACGUAUUAAACUGCAAGGUGUUUGCCCCACAGCAAUGAAUCGUAUUUUAUAUUUUAUGUAUUCGGGUCAUAUACGCGUCACUGAAUUGACAGUUUGUACUUUAUUGCCGGCGGCAACAAUGUUUCAAGUGUCCAACGUGAUUGAUGCAUGUUGUGCAUUUCUUGAGCGACAAUUGGAUCCAACAAAUGCGAUUGGUAUUGCCAACUUUGCCGAACAGCACGGUUGCACGACACUCAAACAACGAGCAAAUCAGUUCAUCGAACGACACUUUACACAGAUUUCACAAGAAGAGGAAUUUCUUCAGUUAUCUGCAAUACAAUUGAUUCAGUUGAUUCGAAAGGAUGAACUAAAUGUGCAGGAAGAGCGUGAAGUGUAUAAUGCCGUGUUAAAAUGGGUGAAAUACGAUGAGGACACACGAUAUCCAAAAAUGGAGCAUAUUUUAUAUGCAGUUCGAUGUCAAUUUUUAACGCCAAAUUUUCUAAAAGAACAAAUGCGUAAUUGUGAUGUAUUAAAAAAAGUGCCCGCAUGCCGUGAAUAUUUGGCACGAAUAUUCAAAGAUUUAACGCUGCACAAGAGAACCGUUGUACGUGAACGAACGCCGAACACAACUCGCAUGAUAUUUGUGGCGGGCGGUUAUUUUCGUCAUUCUUUGGAUAUUUUGGAGGCUUUUAACGUGGACGAUAAGACAUGGACCACUCUGCCACGUUUACGUGUGCCGCGAUCUGGUUUGGGUGCGGCAUUUUUAAAGGGAACAUUUUAUGCGGUUGGAGGAAGAAAUAAUUCACCAGGUGCCUCAUAUGAUUCAGAUUGGGUCGAUAAAUAUAAUUCAAUUACGGAACAAUGGCGCCCUUGCAGUCCUAUGUCAGUGCCCAGAAAUCGAGUGGGUGUUGCUGUAAUGGAUGAACUCUUAUACGCAGUCGGCGGAUCAGCCGGUUCUGAAUAUCACAAUUCUGUUGAAUACUACGACCCCGAUGAAGAUCGUUGGACAAUAGUUCAGCCAAUGCAUUCGAAACGACUUGGAGUUGGCGUAGCUGUUGUUAAUCGCUUACUGUAUGCUUGUGGUGGAUUCGAUGGAGACGAGAGACUUGCUUCGAUUGAAUGUUAUCAUCCGGAGAAUAAUGCGUGGACAAUUUUACCACCAAUGAAAACAGGACGAUCAGGUGCCGGUGUUGCUGCGUUGAAGCAGUACAUCUAUGUGGUUGGCGGUUUCGACGGGACAAGACAAUUGGCAAGUGUCGAACGAUACGAUACAGAAAAUCAAGUAUGGGACUCAGUGGCACCAAUAAAAAUAGCUCGAAGUGCCUUAUCUCUGACAGUUCUCGAUGGGAAAUUGUUCGCAAUGGGCGGUUUCGAUGGGCAUUCGUUUUUAAGCAUUGUCGAAUUUUAUGACCCGAUUCAAAAUAAAUGGGAGGAAAGUACAUCUUUAACGAGUGGCCGCUCGGGACAUGCGUCGGCCGUAAUUUAUCAACCAUCUUGUGCGAACCAAUACAUGGACGGUGUUGAGGAUCAGCUUCCUCGAAACAGAAAAUCGCCAGACGAUGAAGAUAGCAAACCGGGACCAUCAAAUCCGGGCAAUUACCAACCGUCGCAAUCAUCGUCUGGUUCUUCCAAUCAAUUGCACGCAUUCUCAGGGAAUCGAUGCACCCACUGCGAUGACAUCAAACCGGAUACAAAACAGGCACCUAUCGAACGAAAAGACAGCCUUUGCACCGAAGUAAAAAAUGAACGAAAGUGUCGCGAUGCAAUUUAUCGUCUAUUACACGUUGAUCAAAAGAAGGAAAGUCAAGAAGAACAAUGUAAUAAAUAUAAAAGAGGCAACAGUGUUAUAACGAAUAUAAAAAUGAACACUUCUAGCGACGACGAAACAGAUAGUUCCAUUAAAAUUGAUAAUCCGAAAAAAUUUCGGCGAAAAUUAUUAGAGCCGGGUGACAGUGAGAUGAGCAUCGAAGAAAAUUCAAAGGAUCUUGUUCAAAAGCAACUGAAUAUAAAGCAAACAGAGACCGCUCAAUGUUCAUUAAGUAAAUUCAAGUGCAAAGUUCGUCAAAAUUUAAGUGAUUAUGUAUUUUGGUCACAUAAUAACCGGCCAUCAAUAGCACCAUUGCCAAAAAUCAUUCCUCAGGAUUCAAGUAGUAAUAAUAGAAAUAAUUUAUCAUCGAACAAGUCGACGGAGGUGCGAAAAUGUGAUUUACUGAAAAAAUAUUAUAAAUGCAAAAUGAAAUAUUGCAGCAAUUCCAAAUAAUUCCGUAUUUUAGGUAGUUAGUUCAUUCAAAU